UUCCCUUAGCGCCACCUCUUCCCUCCCCUUUCCUCUUUUCGCUUCCUCCCCCCCCCCCGCCUUUCUGCCCCCAUGUUCGGUCCGGACAAACUGUUGGGGCAGCUGUCCAAGCUGGACAGAUACGGGAAUAUGGCGACCGUGGGGGAUUUUAACCCGCUCAGCGCCAGCAUCCCCGCGACGAAGGUGGAGGUGUCGGUGUCGUGCAGAAACCUUUUGGACAGAGACACGUUUUCAAAAUCUGAUCCAAUCUGUGUUUUGUAUACCCAAAGUAUGGGAAAUAAAGAAUGGAGAGAGUUUGGUAGAACAGAAGUAAUUGACAAUACUUUGAACCCAGAUUUUGUAAGAAAAUUUAUAAUGGAUUACUUUUUCGAAGAGAGAGAGAACCUGAGAUUUGACUUGUAUGAUGUUGAUUCAAAGAGUCCCAACCUGUCAAAGCAUGAUUUCUUAGGACAAGUGUUCUGUACCCUUGGAGAGAUUGUUGGAUCACAGGGAAGCAGAUUAGAAAAACCAAUUGUAGGAAUUCCUGGGAGGAAAUGUGGCACCAUAAUAUUGACAGCAGAGGAACUGAACUGUUGCAGGGAUGCUGUACUGAUGCAAUUUUGUGCAAAUAAAUUAGACAAGAAAGACUUCUUUGGAAAAUCAGAUCCCUUCCUCGUAUUUUUUCGCAGCAAUGAAGAUGGCAGCUUUACAAUCUGCCACAAGACAGAAGUUGUAAAGAAUACAUUGAAUCCAGUUUGGCAGGCUUUCAAAAUAUCUGUCAGAGCACUUUGCAAUGGAGAUUAUGACAGAACAAUUAAGGUAGAGGUGUAUGACUGGGAUAGAGAUGGAAGUCAUGAUUUUAUUGGCGAAUUCACAACAAGCUAUCGAGAGCUGUCCAGAGGACAGUCACAGUUUAAUGUGUAUGAGGUAAUAAAUCCAAAGAAAAGGGGAAAAAAGAAAAAAUACAUUAAUUCAGGAACAGUAACAUUACUUUCCUUCCUAGUGGAAACAGAAGUUUCAUUCCUUGACUAUAUUAAAGGCGGGACUCAAAUCAAUUUCACUGUGGCUAUUGAUUUCACAGCUUCAAAUGGCAAUCCUGCUCAGCCAACCUCCCUCCACUAUAUGAACCCAUAUCAGCUAAAUGCAUAUGGAAUGGCCUUAAGGGCAGUAGGAGAAAUUAUUCAGGACUACGAUAGUGACAAAAUGUUUCCAGCUCUAGGUUUUGGUGCAAAACUGCCUCCAGAUGGAAGAGUAUCUCAUGAGUUUGCUUUGAAUGGAAACCCUCAAAAUCCUUACUGCCAUGGAAUAGAUGGUGUAAUGGAGGCAUACUACAGGAGUCUAAAAUCUGUACAGCUUUAUGGACCAACAAACUUUGCUCCUGUUGUUAACCAUGUAGCAAGAUAUGCUGCCUCAGUAAAAGAUGGCUCCCAGUAUUUUGUUCUUCUCAUUAUUACAGAUGGAGUAAUUUCUGAUAUGGCUCAAACAAAGGAGUCCAUAGUGAAUGCUGCAAGGCUUCCAAUGUCAAUAAUAAUAGUAGGUGUUGGUCCAGCAGAAUUUGAUGCUAUGGAAGAACUGGAUGGUGAUGUAGUCAGACUUUCCUCAAGAGGAAAAUAUGCAGAACGAGAUAUCGUACAGUUUGUGCCAUUUCGGGAUUACAUUGACAGAACUGGAAACCACAUAUUAAGUAUGGCCAGACUUGCUAAAGAUGUCUUAGCUGAGAUACCGGACCAGUUUCUCUCCUACAUGAGAGUCCGAGGAUUCAAGCCAUCUCCUGCACCUCCACCGUAUACACCUCCUAUUCAUGUAUUGCAGACUCAAAUAUGAGUACUCCAGAUGCUUACUGCUUUUCACAGACAAUGGAGUGCUGCUAAAAAAAAAAAGUGCUCAGUCCAGUACUAUGGUGCACAUUAAAGAGCCAAUGAGCUGAGGCCAAGUGUCCCUCUUUGUAUGCAGUAGAGGUUUCUGGUGGGCCUUUGAGCAAAACAAGUUAACUUCUUAAUACCAAAAUGCCAAACUGGUUGCAUGUGCAACUGAAAAUGCUUUUAUGUACAGGGAGCAAAAUGGUGAUGUUUAUUUCUGAGUUCUUUUUUGUUUCUGACAGGAAAGAAAAACUAGUGUCACAUGUUUUCAGAAACAGCACAAG
Molecule: messenger RNA, 2122 nt
Organism: Euleptes europaea (tarantolino)
Lineage: Eukaryota; Metazoa; Chordata; Lepidosauria; Squamata; Sphaerodactylidae
Gene: CPNE8
Product: copine 8
Exons: 20
Coding region: 73-1803 (576 amino acids)
Biological process (GO): cellular response to calcium ion
Cellular component (GO): plasma membrane
Molecular function (GO): calcium-dependent phospholipid binding
Source: RefSeq, a predicted model, not a curated record